Messenger RNA from Patiria miniata (bat star), 2627 nucleotides. RefSeq names its product histone deacetylase 11-like. The transcript has 11 exons. The coding region runs from base 59 to 1381 and encodes 440 amino acids. Gene Ontology annotation, molecular function: histone deacetylase activity. Lineage: Eukaryota; Metazoa; Echinodermata; Asteroidea; Valvatida; Asterinidae. The record is from RefSeq and is a predicted model, not a curated record.
UUCCUGUUCACUUUUUUUAGCAGAGUGUCCGAUCUCUUUUGAUUUACCGCAAAAAGAAAUGGAGUCCGGGGAAUCACAACAGGACGAAGGAGGCGUCGACGUUGAUACGGGGAAGACUUACUGUGGCAGUGAAACCCUCGGAAAGCCGACAGAUGCAGCCAAUGUGAGCGAUGAUCAUUCCCAACAGAGACCCCCUGACAGCAGACCAACGGACCAGCCCACCCCUCAGAGUCAGCCACACAAGACAACGCUUUUUGUCCAAGUGAAGGAGACACAAUGGCCGAUCAUCUACUCGCCGGACUACAACAUCGGGUUCUUAGGACUUGAGAAACUCCACCCCUUUGAUUCGGGAAAAUGGGGCAAAGUUUUCAACUUCUUAAAAGCGGAUGGCAUGGUGAGCGACGAAACGAUAGUGCGCCCUCAAGAGGCAACGACGGAAGACCUACUAGUAGUUCACACCAAGAAAUACCUGGACAGUUUAAGGGAAAACAUUGCUGUAGCUAUUCCUGAGUGGAGUGUGACGGUCGCUAGCAUCACUGAGGUGCCUCCUGUAGCCCUCCUGCCAAACCCGAUCGUCCAGAGGAGAGUACUCAAACCGCUCAGAACGCAGACAGGAGGAACAAUACUGGCAGGCAAGUUAGCCAUGGAGCGCGGCUGGGCUAUCAACAUCGGCGGUGGCUUCCAUCAUUGUUCAAGUGAGAGAGGGGGUGGCUUCUGUGCCUUUGCAGACAUCACUCUUGCCAUAAAGUUUCUCUUGGACCUUCGUAUGGUGGAGAAGGUCAUGAUCGUGGACCUGGACGCUCACCAGGGUAACGGCCAUGAGAGAGACUUCAUGGAUAUGCGGGAAACCGUCUUUAUCCUGGAUAUGUUCAACCGAAGUAUCUACCCUCACGACGGGUACGCCAAACGAGGAAUCAGUCGGAAAGUGGAGCUGGAUUUUAACACGGAAGAUGGACCAUUCCUGAGAGCUGUUGAAAGACAUUUAAAACAAGCUUUAGAGGAAUUCCGACCAGAUCUAAUUGUCUACAAUGCCGGCACGGACAUACUCGAGGGAGACCCUCUUGGAGCGCUGUCAAUCACACCAGAGGGCAUUGUGCAGAGAGACCAGAUGGUCUUCGAGAUAGCAAAGAACAGAACGAAACCCAUUCCAAUCCUGAUGGUCACAUCCGGAGGAUACCAGAAGAACAAUGCUCGCAUCAUUGCAGACUCCAUCCUGAAUCUAAAAAAACAGAGGCUUAUACAAUGCCAAGAAGCUGAGGAGUACCUCAAGAACAAAGCCAAACAAUCUCCAAGUCAAGAGUCCUCUGUUGAUACCGGAGCAGCCAACGCAAACCCAACAAGCAGGAGAUCCUGGAGUUCAAUUUUCGGUUUCAAGAAAUAAUACCAUUAGAUAGACAACAGAUAUUUUUCUAAUCUGCUGUUGCUAUUUUUGCGGAAGUCAACUUUCGCGCGCAUGCGUCAGUUGGUAACCGAUCGGUUCUCAGACUUUUAAAACUACCCUUUAAAAAAGCAGUUCUUCCGAGCCAUUGAUCGGAAAGAAAAGUUAAAUCAUCUUUAAUAAAAAGUGGGAUUUGAUGUAGAACAAUAAAAGUAAGAAAAAAUAUUUUUUGGGAAACUAUAAAAUAAAAUGGUUUCGGCGAGAUUUAAACCCCGCUCCUUCGGCAGACGAAAGCACUUGUUGAUCUGAUCUAGCUGCUGAAUUUUUAUUCAAUUCCUGAGGGGAUUUAAAAAUUGUUUUGAUUCGAAAACUUUUGCAAUUCUGUGACUACAUGAUGAAACAUGUGCUACCGUUUCUGUAAAAAUAGCUACUGUGUUUCUUGCAAGUCAACACAGGUGAAAAUCAGAAUCUUUUACUGCAUGGAGUUGUAGAAGUCUUUUGCUGUGGGUUGCAGGAUGUGGGAUAUUUAUGCACACUUAUUUGCCUAUCUGGUGUUAUAAAUGUGAGAAAUAAUUGACAUAAAUAUCCCACUUCCUGUUUGUAAAUAAGGGAAUAAAAUAUGUGCUUGGCUGGGUUUAACCACUUCGCGCCGGGAUUAUUUUUGCUGAAAAAUUCGAUUUUCGCAACAGGCAAAAUUUUCCAACCAACAUCUGAUAUACAGCCAAAUGCCACAAAUACUGAAUCGCAAGAGUCAUUUCAACAGUAUUUGUACGAUAUUUCUUGCUGAAACCUCAUAUGUUUCAAUACUCCGGGUGUGCACUGGAGCGUUAACUAUAGAACAAUAGGCCAUGCACAAUGGCCAAUUCAAGAUCCACACAUGGUCCGCCUCCACAGACUUCACGGACAUUUUGUGCGUGUACAAAAGACACCAGGGAUUAGCGUGUUUAGAAGUCAACCGGAGGUGAGUGGAGGCAAUCUUAACCUAUCAGCCGUGUCUGUGUAUAAAAACAGCCAGUGUGUGCUAUCACGUCCUCCAACGUGAACUGGUUAAACAAGUACGUUUCAAACCUGCUAGGGGCCUGGUUGCCGAUAUUUGGCUCGGGCCAUUAUCCCCGGCCAGGCCCCCAGCCGGUUUUUAAUGUACUCGUUUAAAACCAGCUGAUUAAUCACAUAUUUAUUCCAAUUCAUAAAUACCUUGCGGUCAAAAAGUCAAAACAAGUAAAAAAAAAUCACAAAUUUCCAACGAUUU